AUGUUCAACAACCGCCGCGUGCUGACCGCCAAAGCCGCGCUCGAGCCGAGGCUGCGAUGUACCGAGGUGGACGAGAACGGUGAGGUCAUCCUGGUCGAUGGCGAGUUCAAGAAGACGGAGCUCAUCGCAAAGUACGGCCUGCUGCCCCGCGACUUGCGAAAGAUUGACUCGUCAAACCUCCCCCACAUCUUUGUCCGCCAGUCCGCCAUUCUCCUCAACCUCCUUCACCUCAAAGUCCUCAUCAAAAAGGACCGCGUCCUCCUCUUCGACGUCUACGGCUCAAAGACGUCGUACCCGCAGUCCGCCUUCAUGUACGACCUGCAGGGCAAGCUCAAACAAAAGAACACCCAGGGCGGCGGCAACGGCGUCGGCGGCCUCCCCUACGAGUUCCGCGCGCUCGAAGCCGUUCUCACAUCUGUGACGUCGGAGCUCGAGGCCGACUUCGAGUCCGUCCGGGACCCCGUCAUCCGCGUCCUCAGCGAGCUCGAGCACGAUAUCGACCGCCACAAGCUGCGCGUCCUCCUCAUCUUGUCUAAGCGCGUGAGCACCUUUGAGCAAAAGGCCAAGCUGGUCCGCGACGCCAUCGAGGAGCUGCUCGAGGCCGACGACGACUUGGCGGCCAUGUACCUCACUGAAAAGGCGCACGACCUCUACCGCGGGGUGGAUGACCAUACCGAGGUGGAGCUGCUGCUUGAAUCGUACAAUAAGCUCUGCGAUGAAAUCGUCCAGGAGGCUCAGAACUUGGUGUCUGGCAUCCGCAACACCGAAGAGAUUAUCCGCGCAAUCCUAGACGCCAACCGCAACGCCCUCAUGCUCCUAGAACUCCGCUUCAGCGUCGGCACCCUAGGCCUAGCAAUGGGCACCUUCCUCGCGGGCCUCUACGGCAUGAACCUCGAAAACUUCAUCGAGGAUACAAACUGGGGCUUCGCCGGCGUCACAGUCACCUCGACAAUCUGCUCACUCCUCGUCUGCUGGUACGGCCUCGUCAAGCUCCGCAAGGUCCAGCGCGUCAAAAUGAUGUUUGACGAGCGCGGACCCCUGACGCGCAACACCCGCUCUUUGCUCUCCUCGUCACCCUCGCCUUCGUCGUCGCAUGCCCAGCAGCAGGCCGUCGGCCAGCAGCAUUGGUUGGACGACGGGCCGGGGAGCCUGCUGGACGCGAGGAACCGCGAAAAGAUUCGGCGCGUGACGAAUCAAAAGGCCGCUGCGGCGGCGAAUGCCAAGAGUACGACCAAGAAGUGGUUCCAGUGA
This is a messenger RNA of Colletotrichum godetiae, 1251 nucleotides long. RefSeq names its product mitochondrial inner membrane magnesium transporter mrs2. The coding region runs from base 1 to 1251 and encodes 416 amino acids. Gene Ontology annotation, molecular function: magnesium ion transmembrane transporter activity. Gene Ontology annotation, biological process: mitochondrial magnesium ion transmembrane transport. Lineage: Eukaryota; Fungi; Ascomycota; Sordariomycetes; Glomerellales; Glomerellaceae. The transcript has 3 exons. The record is from RefSeq and is a predicted model, not a curated record. Gene Ontology annotation, cellular component: mitochondrial inner membrane.